AGAACUUCCGCUCGAGAUUCGAAUAAGCCGGAAGUGACGUCACGUCUUCAAAAAAGGCGGGAAGGCGUUGCCCACCCGCCGCUCGCUCGGGGUCUGAGGGGGAAUCGCGAAACCCGAUAAAGUUUUAAGAACCGAUAACCGAAUAAACAAACAAGGGGGACAAUGUACAUCAAGUCGAUCGUGGUGGACGGCUUCAAGUCGUACGCCCAACGCACAGAGAUCUCCGACUGGGAUCCGCUGUUCAACGCCAUCACUGGGCUCAAUGGCAGCGGCAAAUCCAACAUCCUGGACGCCGUUUGCUUUGUGCUCGGCAUCUCCAACCUGUCUCAGGUGAGAGCAGCAAGUCUGCAGGAGCUGGUCUACAAGAACGGCCAGGCUGGCGUUACAAAGGCAACCGUCUCCAUUACAUUCGACAACCGUGACCGGAAACAGAGCCCCCUGGGGUUCGAAGGCCAUGCGGAAAUCACCGUCACCAGACAGGUGGUGAUUGGCGGCAGGAACAAGUAUCUGAUCAACGGGGUGAACGCCACCACGGCGCGUGUGCAGGACCUCUUCCGCUCUGUGGGCCUCAACGUCAACAACCCCCACUUCCUCAUCAUGCAGGGUCGCAUCACCAAGGUUUUGAACAUGAAGCCUCCUGAGAUCCUGGCGAUGAUUGAGGAGGCUGCGGGGACCAGGAUGUAUGAGAGCAAGAAACUGGCAGCGCAAAAGACUAUCGAGAAGAAGGAGGCCAAACUUAAGGAGAUCAACGACGUUCUGGAUGAGGAAAUUUCUCCAACGCUGGAAAAACUCAAACAGGAGCGCACCUCCUACCUGGAAUACAGCAAGCUGUGCCGGGAGCUGGAUUCUCUCCGGCGCCUGGUGAUCGCUCACCAGUUCUCCACGGCGAGCCAGGGCCAGGAAAACGCCGCUCUGCACCUCCAGAAGCUGCGUACUGAUGAGCAGGAGGCGCGAGAGGAGGUAGAGAGGCUGGAGGAGGAGGAGAAGAAGAGGGAGGGAGAGCUGCGGGAGAUGGAGAGGGAAAGGGACAAGGAGGCCGGAGGGGAUCUGUCCCGUGUGGAGGAGGCCCUGACCCAGGCCCAGCGUGCCCACGCCAAGGCCCAGAGCACCCUGGACAUCCGCACAGAGGCCCUGGCUACGGAGCAGGCCCACAGGGAGCAGCUGCUCGCUAACAUGCAGGAGGACGCCAUUGCCCGCGACGCCAAGCGCUCCCAGGUUGUGGCGCUGGAGGCGGCGCUGGCGUCGGCGUUGGCAUGCUCCCAGGAAGCGGCGAGGGGCCUGCAAGAAGCUCAGGCGCGCUUCGCGGCGGCCUCGGUGGGCCUCUCGGAGGAUGGGCAAGGUGGCCACGCCGCCACGCUGGCCGAGCAGAUCCUGAAGUGCCGCCAGGAGGCCAGCCAGGCCCAGACUGAAGCUGCGCAGGCUCAGAUGAAGCUGUCCCACGUGCAGCGCGAGCUGCAGCAGCGCAAGGCGGAGGAGGGCCGCACCACGGAAGCCUACACUCGCGACCAGCAGGCUCUGUCUCGCUUGAAGACCCGAGCCCAGGGCCUACUCAGGGACAUGGCCGCCCUGGGCUACACGGAGGGCCAGCUGGAGAUGCUGCAGAAGAAGAUGAAGGAGCUGGCCGCGGAGGAGUCGGCGAUGAGAGAAAAAGUAGACCGGGCGGUCGCCAGCAUGCCCCAGCUCCAGUUUGAUUACCGGGACCCCGAGCGGGGCUGGGACCGUGGCCGUGUGCGGGGCCUGGUGGCGUCUUUGCUCCGCGUGGAGGAUCCUGCAUCCGCCACUGCUCUGGAGGUGGUGGCCGGGGGUAAACUCUACAACGUGGUGACUGACACCGAGUUGACAGGGAAGCUCCUGCUGGAGCGUGGCUGCCUGCGGCGCAGAGUCACGGUGAUUCCGCUGAACAAGAUCAGCCCCAGCGUCACCCCCCCCAGCGUCAGCACCAUUGCGCGCAGCCUCGCGGACGGUGUCUCUCCCGCGCUGUCCCUCGUGUCUCCGCGCUCUCCCUGUGAUCUCCCUGCGCUGGAGUUUGUUUUCGGCGCGGCGUUCGUCUGCCCGACGAUGGACGCGGCGCGUGCCGUGGCCUUCGACCCUCGGGUGUCCACGCGGGCGGUGACGCUGGACGGGGACUCCUUCAGUCCGCACGGCACACUCACUGGGGGGGCGCGGGCACAGGUGGUGAGCGUGCUGGUGAGAGUGGAGCAGCUGCUCACCCUGCAGGAUAAGCUUAAAGAGUUGGAGGAGAAGGGGAAGAGGAUGGACGAGGAGGCUCGCACACUCACCAAGCUCGCAGAGAGGCACCGUGAGCUGCGCCAGCAGCAGGAGUUGGUGGCGCAGGAGGUGGAGCAGCUGCAGCAGAAGCUGGAGCUCAGCACUCACCAUAAGCUCCAGACGGAGCUCGCCGCACUCGCCACCUCCAUCGAGGAGCUGAGUGCGGCGCCUGCUCUCUGCGAGGAGCGGAGAGCGGCCGCGUUGCAGCGCCUCCACUCCCUGGAGGAGCGACUCCAGAACGCCGAGCGGGACCGGCGCCACGAGCAGGAGGGGGCCUCUAGCGCCCUCGAGUUGGCACGGGGGACAGCCCAGAAGCUAGCGGGGAUCGCCAGGGAGGCACAGCAGUCUCUGUCCACUGUUAGGCUGGAGGUGGAGGAGCUAGAGAAGGAGGCGCUGGUGGGGCAGCAGGAGCUGCAGAGGGUGGAGGCGGCCACGCUCUCCCUGGAGGAGACCGUCCGGGAGCUCAGCGCCUCUGCUGAGAGCUUGCAGGCGCGUGUCUCCGAGUGCCAGAGCCACGUGACGGAGCUCCAGGAGGUGCUGCGUGCCCGCCAGGAGGCGCUGGGGGAGGCGGCGAGGGCGCUGGAACAGCUGCGGGCGCGGCGCGGCGCUGCCGCUCUCACCCUGACGGAGCGCGGGCACGCAGUGGGGCGACACCAGCGGGACGCCCUGGACAACGCAGCCAAGGUGGAUCGUCUGCUCAAAGAGAAUGCGUGGAUCUCCACAGAGCGCGCUCUAUUUGGCCGCCCCAACACGGCGUACGACUUCGCCGCCAGCGACCCAAGCGAUGCUGCCCGGAGGCUAUCGCGCCUGGAGCAGACACGCCAGCGGAUGGUGCACACCGUUAACGAGAGGGCCAUGAACUUGCUGGCCCAGUCCGAGGAGAAGUACGUGGACCUGAUGAAGAAGAAGCGGAUCGUGGAGAACGACAAAACCAAGAUCUUCAGCGCCAUGCAGGAGCUGGAUCUCAAGAAGAAUGAGGCUCUUAACCUGGCCUGGAGACAGGUGAAUGGAGACUUCAGCUCCAUAUUCUCCACGCUGCUGCCUGGCUCCCAGGCGCGUCUCACUCCCGUGGAGUCCUCUUCCUCCUCCACCUCCUCCACCUCCUCGCUGCUCCAAGGCCUGGAGUUUCGUGUGGCUCUGGGCUCCGUCUGGAAGGAAAAUCUGAGCGAGCUGAGCGGAGGCCAGAGGUCACUGGUGGCCCUAUCCCUGAUCCUGGCCAUGCUGCUCUUCAAGCCGGCUCCGAUUUACAUCCUGGACGAGGUGGACGCCGCCCUGGACCUCUCCCACACCCAGAACAUCGGACACAUGCUGCGCACUCAUUUCCUCACCUCGCAGUUCGUGGUGGUCUCUCUCAAGGAUGGGAUGUUCAACAACGCCAACGUGCUCUUCAAGACGCGCUUCGUAGAGGGCGUUUCAACGGUGACGCGGCAUACCAACGCCACCACCACCUCUCGACCAGCAGCCCCCUCCUCAUCCUCUACGAAGGGAAGGGGAGAGGGAGAGGAGAAAAAGGCAAAGAGAGGGAGACUGGGUGAUGAGUAGAGUAGCAGGGAGGAGAGGGGGAGUGGGGAAGAGAGAGACUAGACUAAUCUAGAUUUGAUGUUUUCGUGACUGCAGGGAUCCAUACUCUUUUGUUCUUUCGGUAAAGUCACGUAGGUAUAAAAUAAAAUGAAUUAAAUCACGUUUCGGGCGCAACACAAGCGUCCGUCAUCAGGUGGGACAACCACAGAAAGAGACGAUUGUUGAAGUGGGCAAAAAGUCUGCUUGAGUGUAAAGACUAGACUGUCCCAUCUCUCGUGUAUGUUAGAAAUCCACGUGGUAUAUAUAAAUGGAUCGUCAUACGACGUCUCUCCUGUCUCAUGGUGUUAUUCGUGAGAAAUCAGCAGGGUAUCUGUAAAUGAAUUGCUUUUAUGUCCUUCUCUUUGUGGCUAUGGCUGUGUCUCUAAUGAUGUCCGCGUCUAUAAUUAAUGCUAGAAUAAGUGUGGUAUCUGUAAAUGGAUCGAUCACUUGACAUCUACCGGUCUGCAUCUCCAGUUCUGUUUCUCUAGUUAUUUGAAAUCCGUGUGGUAUCUGUAAACGGAUCUCUGUCUUUCUCUCAUUAGGUCUCUUUUGUUAUUAAAAGUCAAUGGGAUAUCCUAAAGUGAAUUGCUUUACAUGUCUAUUUCUAAUUAGUUAUCGAUACUCAGUUUUGCCACUUCACAAUAGAAUAAAUGUGAUGUGUAAAUGAUUACUAAAAAAGUGUAUUACGUAUCUUAAAUGUCAAUGUAAAUGUAUCACUCUACAUCUUUACUUACGUCUCUGCUUGUACAGUAGACCCUUGAAUAUCACGGGGUUACAUUCUUGGAAAAUGACGCAAAAGCCAAAAUAAUUAAGCCUUAACCUACAUAAUGGUUAGGCACACGGCAACCAAAAAGGCUCAUCGCAAUUGAAAUAAUUUCUGUACUGUAUGACAAAUAAACAAAAAACUUAAUUUAAAUAAACGUGUAAAAACCCUAGACUAAAAACAUUCCUAAACAAUACUAGGUAGAAAUACUGUACUUAUCAAUGAUCUAAGGCGGGUGUACUUUUUUCCUAGGACUGGGGAGCGAGUGUAACGGUAUGAACCUGGUGACGCGAGUUUGAUUCCCGCGCACACCUAACCCCCGUGACGAUUAUCUGAAUCGGCCCUGUGCCUCCCCUAGGUCGACUCAGCCUUAAAUGAGUACCUGGUGCGAUGUGUAAAUGUCACCAAUGGGGAGACAAAGGCGGCCGGGCGUGGUACUGGCAGUUCCGGCCUUCAUAGGCGCUCACGAACAGCACUUGCCCCAACAGUGUUAAUAGGCGACACGGGAAGUCUGCCAGAUGCGAGCACAGCAAAGGUUGAGGUGCCACUGACUGCCUCAUCCACCCGAAAUCACGCAACCAAUGAUACAGUACUUCCGUGUACAGUAUACCCGUCAAAGGCCAAAACUAACCCUGGCGACAGCUACAUUGGUAUUUACAGGUUGCCUGCGUUAGGUUAAAACCACAAACGAUAAACCGCGAUAUUCAAGGGUCUCCUGUAUACUUGGUAGGGUAUCUCUAAACGGAUCAUUAUACACCUGAAUGUUCCAUCUUCCCAUGGGAUUGUGUGUGGGAAUGCCAACGGUGUCAUGAUUGGCCUUUUUGGAGGAGGCUCGUGAAGGAUGCUACCGUGAUGCUCAAAACAACGACCAGAGUGCCAGGAGGCUAAAAUACAGCAAGUUGGCACAGUAGGGGACACAGCUGGUGCCAUCUGCCAGUCAACCCAUGGCACCUGGGUCUGUCCCAUGACCUGUUGGUGAGCCUUCAACACUUCAUGGCCUUAGUGUACCUGGCCUGGCACAGGUGCUGUCACUGCCACUUAGUAGUGAAUGGCAACUAUUGUUGGUUGAGUUGCGGUGAGGGAUGUAGACGUGGUUGUGAUGGAUGAUGCUGUAGUUGUCUGCACACUGCAAUAAUAAACUGCUUUUGCAAAGUC
Lethenteron reissneri (Far Eastern brook lamprey) is the source of this 5746-nucleotide messenger RNA. RefSeq names its product structural maintenance of chromosomes protein 2-like. The record is from RefSeq and is a predicted model, not a curated record. Gene Ontology annotation, cellular component: chromosome. Gene Ontology annotation, molecular function: ATP hydrolysis activity; ATP binding; protein binding. Gene Ontology annotation, biological process: chromosome organization. Lineage: Eukaryota; Metazoa; Chordata; Hyperoartia; Petromyzontiformes; Petromyzontidae.